Messenger RNA from Trichoderma atroviride IMI 206040, 2507 nucleotides. RefSeq lists its product as uncharacterized. Gene Ontology annotation, biological process: intracellular calcium ion homeostasis; calcium ion transmembrane transport. Gene Ontology annotation, cellular component: membrane. NCBI's taxonomy places the organism in Eukaryota, Fungi, Ascomycota, Sordariomycetes, Hypocreales, Hypocreaceae. The record is from RefSeq and is a predicted model, not a curated record. Gene Ontology annotation, molecular function: calcium:proton antiporter activity.
CUGUCUUUAAUUUACAUUUUUUUUUUCAUUGCCUCCUUAUCUCAUUCCUUGAACCCGAUUUUCAUGCUUCUGGUCCCAUGCCGUUGAAGCUGUACGCUUCUGCUCACCAAUCACAACUCACGAAUGUCGUCGCACGCGACGGGGGACGAUGGCAGCGAGGGGAGACAUAGACUAACCCAACUGUUCUCAGUCAAUCACGCCAACAUCAAGCGCCUGGCGCAUAUCCAUAGCCGGCAGAGCGAUGAGAGCUGGAACCCAUUCCGACACGUUUACACCAAAACGCACGGCAAGAAGCAAUCCAACACCUGGGAUGUCGAGCUUGGAGACACCCAUCAUGGGGCGGACUUGACACAGUCAGUCACAUCACCAUAUCCGCAAACGGGCCUCAGAGAAGAAGAACCCGGAACUGGCGCAGGCACGGAAGAAGCUGUUCGCAAGCCCAGCAAUGAGACGCAGGAGCACCUCAUCCGAACCCAGUCAGGAAUUGACGAUGGAGUGCGAAAUCGCGGCAAGGGGGACCAGGAUGAAAAGCUUAACGCGCCGGCUCUCAGCGAGACGGACGACAGCAAGGCGAAGAAGCCCAAGGAGAAUGGCCUCUUCCGCCACGUCUACCCCAAGGAGCCUUUUACCUUUGCCAAUCAGAUCCAGCGAACGCUGCUCAACUCAUGGAUCAAUGUGCUGCUCGUUGCUGCUCCGGUUGGUAUCGCCCUCAACUACGUCCACUCCGUCAAUCGUAUCGCGGUUUUCGUCGUCAACUUCAUCGCCAUCAUCCCGCUUGCCGCCAUGUUGAGUUUUGCUACCGAAGAGAUUGCUCUCCGAACUGGCGAGACCCUUGGUGGCUUGCUCAACGCUACCUUUGGUAAUGCUGUCGAACUCAUCGUGGCCAUCAUUGCUCUGAUUGAUGGCAAAGUCAACAUCGUCCAGACUUCACUUAUUGGCUCCAUUCUCUCCAACCUGCUACUCGUCAUGGGAUUCUGCUUCUUCUUCGGCGGUCUACGUCGCCCGGAGCAAUACUUCAACACCACCGUGGCUCAGACCGCUGCCUCUAUGCUGGCCUUGGCUGCUGCCUCCGUCAUUGUUCCCACCGUCUUCGAUGCCGCCGCCAACACCCCUACCAAGGACGUUGCCAAGCUCUCUCGCGGUACUGCCGUCAUCCUGCUCGUUGUCUAUGGCGCCUACCUGUUCUUCCAGCUCAAGACCCACUCGCAGGUCUUCAACGAACAGAGCCAAAAGGUUCCCGCCAAGCCAUGGAGCCGUGGGUCUUCAAACGCCAACAUCAAGCAAGGCUUAAUGGUUCCCGCCGCCAUGGUUGGCGGCCGCGCUAUCGACAAGGACAACUUCAAUGUCACAAUAGAGGAAGAGGAAGAGGAAGACCCUCAGUUGCACUUCUGGGUGGCUAUUGCUACUCUGGCUGGCUCUACCGUCAUUAUUGCUCUCUGUGCUGAGUUCAUGGUCGGAUCCAUCGAUGCCAUUACACAGAACGGUGCUCUGUCCGAUGAAUUCGUUGGUCUUAUUCUGCUUCCCAUUGUUGGCAACGCCGCUGAGCACGCUACUGCCGUCACUGUCGCUGUCAAGGACAAGAUGGAUCUUGCCAUUGGUGUUGCUGUUGGAUCCAGCAUGCAAGUCGCCCUGUUUCUCAUUCCCAUGUUGGUCGUUAUCGGUUGGGGCAUGGGCAACGACGAGAUGAACCUGAGCUUCGAUACCUUCCAGGUUGCUGUCAUGUUUGUUGCUGUGCUGCUGGUCAACUACCUCAUUGGCGAUGGAAAGAGCCAUUGGCUAGAAGGCUGGUUGCUGAUGUGCCUCUACGCCAUCAUCGCUGUCUGCGCAUUCUGGUAUCCCAAUUCCGACACCAUGACCUCAGCGGCAUAAGAAGGAGAUGGACGUGACCUUCGUCAUCUUUUGCUUUUUCUAUUUCUCCCUCCUUUCUUUGAUACCACUCGCAACCUUUAUUCAUUUUUUUUCCACCAGUAAUUUGCCUCCGGUUCUUGAUACGCGUUUGGGAUUUAUGAAAAUAUACUUUUUUAUUACGCAAACCAAAGAAAAAAAACUCAUCUUCGAAAAAAGGCGUUCUACCUCCCUAAUCUGCGACGACCAAAAAAACAUCCGUGUUAGCGAUCGUGCCGAAAAAGAAAAAAAAAACGACCUUGAUCUUAUUCCUUUCGCCUCUCUUCGAUGUACUAUUAGAUUAACGUACAGACGAAUUUUCACAUCAACACAGCAGCUCUUUACUGCGUUGUGUAUCUUCUUUUUAAACUACUCUUUUUUUAUUUUAUCAUGAUGUUUUGAUUUCAGCUUUGGAUGGGAAGGAAGUAGAUGUGUGUGUUCUGGUAGCUUGAACACACCUGCAUUUUAUGACUUGGUAAAGGAAUUUGCUUUUUUUUUUAAACAAAAAGAGAAAAAAAAAAAAUUGCUUGGAUAGAACAGGGGACAGGUUUUGUAGGAUGUUGAGUUGAUACCAAAUAGAAUGAAUGAAGAUUUGACUUGGAAAGUUGCUUUAAUUUGGACGU